AAUAAAUUCACCGUGUAUUGAAUUCUGGCCAACUUCUCUUACGUUCACGUCAUCAUCUGCCCCACUACAAUGUAUUACAAGAACAACAUUUAAGGAGACAGUCAAUAUAAUAAGAAAUAAAACUGUUUCUGUGACCUCGAGAUGGUUUUAUCUUGGUUAUAGUCAUUCAGCUUCAGUAGCAAUAUACAUGUGUGAGAAUUAGCAAACAAGAGCAAGAAAACCCGUAACUAACGACAAAGUUGCAGGAAUUGUUGAAACAAGAAGAGUUAAAAGAGUGCAGUCUCGAAGGAUAGAAGACGAUUCUUCGUUCUGAGAGAAUCGCAGAAGACGUUUAGCUGGAAACUUCCUGAAGGCGCAGAAGCUGCGCAAUAAGAGAAGGUGUUUACAAACUUGUUUGCGUAGCAUCAAGACGUAAAGCAAGAGGACAGUGAGGGUAUUGCUUAUUGUCAUUCGACUGUAAACUUUUCAAGCAGACUGCAACAAUGAAGUCCCGCUAUUUAAAAUUGAGGAAGACAGAACGGGUUUUAUAAGGCAUUGACUGGUGUACCUGAUGUAACAUAGUAACAUCUUCACCAAAGCUCGCUGGAUCAUCCUCUGGACUCAAGGCUGUUCGUUCACACGCAAGAAACGUCGUUACCGCUGGAAUCCAGGAAGACACUGACGUCUGUUAGAAUGGGUGUCUGCACUAAGAUGUGGGCAGCGAGUGCUGUGGUGGUGUUGGCAGGAUCCUGCAUCCUAGCUCGACCGUCUGGUCCUGACAUCACUGACGAACACCGAGAAUCUCGGGCAGCCAGCGGAUUCAAGCUGUCAACUGGAAUCAGGCCUCAGGGAUAUGAAGACAAUCGCGGAAAUGGUGAACGCAAGACUCCUCUCCAUAUUACAUUCUCCGAUGGCAACAGACACGGGCCAGCAGCUAGAUCUGAGGAACAUCAUCAGGAAGAACAAUCUGGAGUUGGAGACAGCGGGACGAGGGCACUGAAACAUGCUGGACUAACUAAACAAGAACUAGAAAGUUCAUUUUUAUCAACGGCGCAUAAUAAGAGAGGAGAUGCCGAUGCUGGUAUAAGAGACGAACAUAUUCCAAUUUCCUUCUCAUUAACAAGCGAUUUAAACUCUAAGCCCGCAGCAGCCCAAAAUGAACAGGAUCGCAUGGGACUAAUUCAGAAUGUACAUGGAAAUAGUCCUGAAGAAAACUCGAGCAGUAGCGAUUCAAAAUCUAACAACAACUUCGACAAGUCGACGAAUACAGAUCUGACAAAGAUAACGAACAGCGCAUUGGAAGAUAAAGUAAAACCAUUAAACCGCGACGAUAAUACAACCAAAGAACAAAUAUUGACACCACAGGGGCACUUACUGAAAAUUCAAAAUAAGGGGGAAUUACAAAUGAAGUCUUAUUCACAGGCGAGUGAUGUCGAAGCUGGGACAUCUAGUGGUAGAGCAUUGUUAGCCAGCAGCACCAGGCAGUUAAUAAAUCCUUUCGAGAAUCCUAUUCUGACAUAUCUUACCAAACAACAAUCACUAGAAGACAGCAACAAUUCAGACACUACCUUAAGAAGGAACGAAGCCAACGCACCAGAAAACACCAAAGAUAAUAUAUCACAGAACAUCAAACGCGAAAUAUUUCACCAGCAAACUAUUAUCAACUCGAACCCGUAUCUUCGACAAUUCAUACAUCAUCAGAAUAACGAGCAGAAAACAAACCCUGCGUAUUAUCAAGUGCAAUAUCCAAUUUCACAGCAACAACAAUUUGGUUCAUUUCCCAACACACAGUUCUUAACUUACACAACACAAUCUGAGUUUCCUGGUAGCAUACCGCACAAAGGUGAAUUAUUUCAGGAACACGAUAAUCAAAAUAAGAUCGAUUUAGUCCGUGCGGAAGUACCACAAUUUUCUAGUAAUCCUGAAAGCGGGGGAAAUUUUGUAACUACUUUAACUUUAUACCCAGCCAUUGCAUCAGUCAUGUACACUACACCCACUGUAGGUUUCACAAGUACGUCCUCAGCCCCAUCACCUCCCAGCAUCUAUCCACCUCAGUCCAAUCCUCCGUACAUGCAAUCCUUUUCCGAAUAUCCAUCUCGCAGUGUCCCUUCGCUUUUGGACUUUCCAAAAACAAGAUUUAUUUACAACGGACCUCAAUAUUCUUCCAGAGUACAGUGGCCUUUUGCAGGGUAUUUCCCCAUCGUAAUCAAAGAUCCCUUCCUCAGUAUGUACAAUAUGCUCACGAAUAUGGUAGAAUAUGGACCAGAAGCCGAUGUGUGUAAAAAGACGAAGAGCUUUAGACAAGGGAGGAGCAGAUCCUUGUUGUCUGACAAUGACGAAUCCAUAACGAGGUCCGAUGAAGUAACCGCCGAAAAGGUCCUAAUUAUGGAAAAUGGAGGAUGGAGAGAAACUGGCAAGGAUGGAAAUCCACUCCAAAUGGAAAGAAAGAUGCCUGAGGACGUCACGACAGGAGACAAAGAAGAGAACAGAGGCGAGGAGAGGGAAAACAAGGACGACAGCCAGAACACAGAAGUCAUAAUGGAGACUGGCGGAAAAGGAAAUGGUGGUCCAUUUAUUACGCGGUUGAUGGUCAGAAAGGGUGGAGUCUCUAUAGCCGGACCAGGGGGCAUUGCUACUGCCGGUUCUGGGGGCACGGCUAUUGUGGGUCCCGGGGGGAUUGCCUACACUAGUCCAAAUGGGCUCGCUGUGGUCGGACCUGGAGGAAAGGUAGUGGGUCUUCCCAGUGGCGCCGACCUCUCCCUAGUAGCAAGCAAAGUAACUGCCUCCGACUCCAACAGCGAAGGUUCUACUCCGAGACUUUUAAACAUCCCAUCAGGUGGCAAAGUUGUUGCGACAGGGCCCGUCGUGUAUUUUCAUCCUUCUGAGUAACUCUUAUACCCAACAGGGGGCAGACGUGUGGUGACGCUCUUUAAAUUCCUUUCGUAUGAUUCCACAAAAUUCCGCUAGAUAGCAGAAUCAUACAAACCGGAUAGGAGGAGAUUCUUUUAUGAAGCGAGAUGGUGGAUAUGCUGUCUGGACACACAUCUGGAUUAAUGUAUACCACCAUUCUACUAACAAUUUACACUGAGCGGUGUUACAGAUAUAUCUUUUGGACAUGACUCUAGCUAUGGAAUAUAUCUACUGAUAUAAGAUGAGUGCUUUCACUUAAAAAUAUCAUAAUUUUGACACUUCUUAGUACGAUUACUUCAAAUAAAAUGCGCAUUACAAAUCAAUAAGUUAAACUGUUCCAGGUUCAUUCUUUUCGAAGGGAGAGGUUUAAAUUAUAACAGUAAUCCUUCUUGACAAUGUGAGGACAGUAGGUUAGUAUGCUGGCUGAGAACUUUCUCAUACUGAUGCUGGCAUUAUUAUAAUGUCUUGUUUUUCUCGUGACUUUAAAUACAGUAAGUUUUCUCUCUGAUUUCUUCAUUUUAAUCGUUGUAGAAUAUUAAAUACGAGUUAUCUGGUUAAUGAAUUGCAGGUAAAUUAGAAAAAUAAAAAUCGAUUCUCUUAUUUAUAUUGGUUAUAACCUCAGAUAUAAAACAUUAAUGAAUAAAUUGAAUCGACCCAAUUUAAAUGAACAACGUAAAACGUAGCUACGGUUUCCUUUAAAAAGCUUGGAACAUAUUGUUUUAAGUUAAUUAGUUCGUCUCUGUUACGGCGAUGCCAAGGCGUAGGACAAGAGUGGAAAACCUUUGUGUCUCCUGUGUGCCAUAAUAGAGCGACAAGCAAAUUUACCUUCACUUUACGGCCGCACUGAGGCAGAUAAUGCAAGAGGCUUUGCUUUCAAGUCGCUCUCGGCACUCGUGGCGUGUUUCCUAGGCACCGGGUUAUCCUAAUAUUUAUGUACUAUGCGGACACUGGUUCGAAACUUGCAAAUAUUUUUACUGUGGACACUUCUGCUUUCUUGUAAAUAAGCAGGUAAAAUACAGACAUUCUGAGACUAAUAACCCGAAACUAGGACCUUCAUUACCGUCUUCCAACCUGAUCGUCUUCAGAGAUAUAAGACAGAUAACUUUACAGAUAAGUUACCGAGCUCAGAGCACAGGUAUAUUAGGAUUUAUUAGGUAGGUGAAUCUCCUAAAACACAGCUAAAGCGAAUACGCGUUAGCUUAUGAUAUUCUUCACGAAGAAGAUAUUGGAACUAUAAGUUAUGGACCGGAUCGACUGUUUUAAAACAAGAAAGGCUGCUAAUAUGUAAUUUUGUUGAUUAUUUAAACGUGAAGUUGUACUAUAAUAUCAGGAAUUGCUUUCAAAAGUAUGCAUAUGGCAUUAAGUAAGAUUAAGCUCCAUUUCAGAUGGUCGCACGAGAAAAGGCUUCGUCUUUGGAAAACCAAUAUGUCCGACCUCCGACAGGAGCCAGUGAGGAGCGAAACGAAUAUGUAUAUGUGGACACAGAACCCGUAAACAUGAGUUGUUCGUAGGAAUAAAAGCCGAAUGAGUUUUAGGCUUGUGUGAAGAUGAACUCAUUGAGAAAGGAAACUCGGGAUAUACCAAUACAAUUUCACAAUGAGCCAAAAUAAAAAGGGGUCAAUAAUGGAUACACAAUUCCAAGCUAUGUAUUACUACAUAGUUUUAUUUAUUUAUUUAUUGACUUAUUUAUGUAUCUAUCUUUGGUGACGAAUGUAAUUAAAUAAUGUUUAAUUUAUGUAGGCUAAUUACAUUUUCGAACGUUGUAACAUCUCAAAAUUGUAUUAAUAAAGGCAGACAUUUUGAUUUGAGAUAAUCAUUAAAUCGUUUCACUUUUUUUAAUGUCCAAAGUAAAGUAAAUAUUAUGUGAAA
Cryptotermes secundus is the source of this 4758-nucleotide messenger RNA. RefSeq names its product cilia- and flagella-associated protein 251. The record is from RefSeq and is a predicted model, not a curated record. The coding region runs from base 673 to 2868 and encodes 731 amino acids. NCBI's taxonomy places the organism in Eukaryota, Metazoa, Arthropoda, Insecta, Blattodea, Kalotermitidae. The transcript is spliced from 4 exons.